Messenger RNA from Monopterus albus (swamp eel), 2878 nucleotides. RefSeq names its product acyl-CoA dehydrogenase family, member 11 (gene acad11). Gene Ontology annotation, biological process: fatty acid beta-oxidation using acyl-CoA dehydrogenase. Gene Ontology annotation, cellular component: cytoplasm; mitochondrion. The transcript has 20 exons. The record is from RefSeq and is a predicted model, not a curated record. Bases 122 to 2428 code for a protein of 768 amino acids. Gene Ontology annotation, molecular function: flavin adenine dinucleotide binding; acyl-CoA dehydrogenase activity. Lineage: Eukaryota; Metazoa; Chordata; Actinopteri; Synbranchiformes; Synbranchidae.
CAGAGGAAGAAGAAGUUUUUUUUGUUUGUUUUUUGUCGUCCGCCGUCUGUCAUUGUAAGAUUGUGACAGGUACAACGAAAUUUUGUUUGCAGCCGAGGGUUUAAUCCAGUGUAGUUGAGACAUGGAAGAGCUAACAAUUCCUGUACUAGAGCAACACAAAUUCAAUAUUAGCAGACUUAAAAGAUAUAUGUCUGCGAAGUCACUGCUGUCAAAUAACGACGCGCUCAGUGUGAGACAGUACAGUGCUGGUCAGUCAAACCCAACCUUCCUGGUCCAGACACCCUCAAACAGCUAUGUUCUCAGAAAGAAACCUCCUGGUGAGCUCUUGCCAGGGGCUCACAAGGUGGGCAGGGAGUUUUGGGUCCAGCAGGCAUUGUUCUCUGCUGGUUUCCCCGUGCCUCAGCCUCUCUUGCACAACACUGACAUUGAAGUUGUUGGCACAGAGUUCUACUUGAUGCAGCAUGUAAAGGGGCGCAUAUUCAGAGAUCUUCAUCUUCCUGGCGUGAGUCCAGCAGAGAGAUCAGCUCUAUAUGUGGCUGCAGUGGAAGUGUUGGCAAAGCUACACUCACUGGAUCUGGCGUCACUGAAUCUUGAAGGAUAUGGGAAAGGACCAGGCUACUGCAAGAGACAGGUUACCACCUGGACAAAGCAGUAUAACGCAGCAGCCCACAGAGAUAUUCCAGUCAUGAAUGAACUGUCUGAUUGGUUGAUGAAGAAUUUGCCAGCCAAUGAUAAUGAAGUUACGCUUGUCCAUGGAGAUUUUCGACUAGACAACUUGAUAUUCCAUCCAGCUGAGGCACGUGUCAUAGCAGUGUUGGACUGGGAGCUUUCCACCACUGGGCAGCCCUUGGCAGACCUGGCCUACUUCCUUAUGCCUCACUACUGGCCCACAACCCUCAGCAUUACCAGUGCAAUGGGCAGCUUAAAAGGAAUAGAAGGUAUCCCACCUGUGGAUGAUCUGAUCUCCAUUUACUGUAGAUGUCGGGGGAUCCCAUCUGCUUUGCCCCAGCUGAAUUUCUACUUGGGCCUUUCUUUCUUUAAAAUGGCCGGAAUUGCUCAGGGAAUCUAUGCUCGCCACCUACUGGGUAAUGCCAGUGCACCCAAUGCAGCUCAGUUCAGCCAGUGUGUGGAGCCCUUGGCUAAGGUUGCCUUGCAUCUUGCACAAAGUUCUCUCACAGGUCCAAAGGAAGACACACUGUUCCUCCAGACAGCUAAAGGUCAGGCUGUUCUCCAGGAGGUCAAAGGCUUUAUGCAACAAUACAUACUUCCUGCUCAGGAGGAAGUUGCUGAGUACUACUCCAGACAUGCUCAAUCUCCACAAAGGUGGCACACCCCACAAAUAAUAGAGGAGCUAAAGGUGAAAGCCAGGGAGGCAGGGCUGUGGAACCUGUUCCUGCCUGCGGUCAGUGGUCUCACUCAGUUGGACUAUGCCUAUAUUGCAGAGGAAACUGGUCGCUGCUUUUAUGCCCCUGAAGUCUUCAACUGCCAGGCUCCUGAUACAGGAAAUAUGGAGGUGCUUCACAUGUUUGGCAGCGAGGAACAGAAGAGGAAAUGGCUGGAGCCUCUACUUAGAGGAGAGAUACGUUCCUGCUUCUGCAUGACAGAGCCCGAUGUGGCCUCUAGUGAUGCAACCAACAUGGAGUGCACUCUUCAUAGGGAUGGAGACAACUACAUCAUAAAUGGCAAGAAAUGGUGGAGCAGUGGUGCAGGCAAUCCCAAAUGCAACGUGGCCAUCGUGAUGUGUAGGAGCAGUCCUAAGGAUGUUAGCAGCAGGCAUGGCCAUCACAGUAUGAUCCUCGUACCUAUGGACACACCAGGCGUAAAGCGCAUCAGACCACUUACCGUGUUUGGACAGGAUGAUGCUAUCCAUGGUGGCCACUUUGAAGUCCACUUUGAAAACGUGCAUGUUCCUGUUUCCAACAUUAUUCUGGGAGAGGGCAAGGGAUUUGAGAUUGCCCAGGGCCGUCUGGGGCCAGGCAGGUUACACCACUGUAUGAGGGCUGUUGGCGUGGCAGAGCUGGCACUGGAGAUGCUCUGCCAGCGGGCUGCUACCAGGAGCACGUUUGGAAAGAAACUGUACCAACAUGAAGUUGUUGCUCACCAGAUAGCAGAGUGCCGUGUGAUGAUAGAACAGACCCGCCUGCUGACUCUACAUGCUGCUCAUGCACUGGAUACAGUGGGCAGCCGGGCUGCUCGCAAGCAGAUAUCUAUGAUAAAGGUGGCAGCAGCUAGGAUGGCCUGUAAGGUGGUGGACUGUGCAAUACAGGUAUAUGGAGGUGCAGGUGUGUCCGGGGACUUCCCACUAGCACAGAUGUAUUCAUACGUUCGGACCCUGCGCAUUGCUGAUGGACCAGAUGAAGUGCACCUCACCUCCAUUGCUCAUCUAGAACUGAGGGAUCAACUAAAGAAGGCUACGGCCAAACUGUGAAGCAGCACCACUUCCACUAAAUUACAUACACUACUACAGUGCCUUGCUCAGAGUGUCUGCUGGCAGGGAAGCUGAUUUUAAUUUCUCUGUUGUGAAUUUAAUUUUGCUACCAAAUUACUGUUGAGACUGAUUUAGAAUUGUGUGGAUUCUGAGUCAAUAUAUUGGGUAACUUGGUGGUUAACACUACUGACUGUAGUACAGCAGGACGGGGUUCGAUUAGGGGGUAGGUAGAGAGGAGUUAGAGAAGAUGGGAGAUCCCCUGCUUUUUUUAAAUGCGUUUUAAAACACUUUUUAAAAAGGUGUUAAACACUUUUAAAACACAAAACAUUUAAAAAAAAAAAAAGAGGAUCUCCUAUCUUGUAUUGGUAGGCGGAUGUGUGCAUGUAUGUGGCUGUAACUAUGGACGUGUGUAAAUAUGUUAAAAGAAUCAAUAAAGAAUGAACUUUCCAA